UUUUGAUGACUGAUAACUAGACAUUUAAUUACCAUUUAGGAAUGUAUUUAUUUAUUUUCCAUACACAAAAGCACAGGGCAAGCUACGAGACAAGGUGUGUUACACCUGUGAAUUUAAUGAAAUGAUCGACCACUAGACGCUCGAAUUGGACUGUUAUAUACUUUUAUUAUUAUUUACGCGAUUAAAACGACACCGCCAAAAUGUAGAACCACCAAAUCAGAGGUACCAACCAACGUCUCAAAUUUCGUUAUCACUGGUUUCGUCUACUAGUCUUUUCUAACUGCGGAAUUCUAAAGUUCUGAGUCCGACCUAGGAAAUUCUGAAUUCACUUCAAACGAUUUUCAGCUACCAAGGGUAUUCACAUACAGCGAGUUUCACCGGUGCUAGUUUAUUAUAUAAAAUAUCCACCUUAAUGGUGAUUUUAGUUCAUGAUAACACUUAUCGUGGAUUUGAAAUCAUUUUAAAUGAUACGAAAAAACAUAUAUUUAUUAUUUUUAAAUUAAAAGAACUUACUGCCCUUCCGGGUUAUAGCUUAUAAAUUUUAAUACGUUGCAUAAUAUUUACGUUUUACGACUUCGCGAUAAUAUUCAACACUCAAAUAAUAAGGUAUUAUGGUGUUGUUUUAUUUAUAACUUAUUUAAUCUAAAUGAGUGCUGUUCGUAAAAAUCGAAUCAUUAUCAACUGUUAAAACCGAACGAAGUAUUAAAAUUAUAUUUCAUAAUGAUAUCUAAAAAAUUAAUUAACAAAUUAUUCGGAAACCGUAGUUCGUUGUACAUAAAAAACCAAGUGUGUUAUUCUUCAAUAGAGAAGCAAAACAAAAUUAAAGUUAAUAAUAUUGAAAUUAAUUAUUUAAAAGUUGGAAAUGGUCCACAGACCUUGUUAUUAUUGCCAGGAGCAUUAGGUUCAAUAUUUACUGAUUUUAAGCCACAAAUUGAAACUCUUAAUCGUGAAAAAUAUACAAUAGUUGCAUGGGAUCCACCCGGUUAUGGUUUUAGUCGACCACCAGACAGAAACUAUUCACCAGGAUUUUUUUAUCAUGACGCUGACUAUGCCAUUUCACUUAUGAAAUCAUUGCAAAUCAAUAAAUAUUCACUAUUGGGUUGGAGUGAUGGUGGCAUCACUGCACUUAUAAUGGCAUCCAAGGCUGUGGAUAGAGUGGAAAAACUUAUAAUUUGGGGUAGCAAUGCGUAUGUUACUGAAAAAGAUAUUGAAUUGUAUGAGAAAAUACGUGAUAUACAAAAUUGGUCUCCUCGCAUGAAACAGCCAUUUGUUGAAUUGUAUGGCGAAAAGUAUUUUUCUAAUACUUGGAAUGCUUGGGUGGAUUCUUUUCAAAUAAUACUUAAAGAAAAUGGAGGGGACAUUUGUCGAGAAGCAUUACCUAAGAUCAGUGCACCUACUCUCAUUUUGCAUGGGGCUCAAGACCCUAUAGUGCCCAUGGAACAUCCUGUUUAUUUACACAAAAAAAUUAAAUUUGGAUCGCUUAAAAUCUAUCCGGAAGGUAAACAUAACAUUCAUCUAAGGUAUGCCGAACUGUUCAAUUCAGAAGUUGACGAUUUCUUAGCCAAAAACUAGUGAACAAUAUAAUUCAAGACUUAUCGAAAUAAUUAAUAAUCUUAGUUCAAAAAUAAAAUAAAAAUAGUGUCAAUUAUUACAA
Melanaphis sacchari is the source of this 1654-nucleotide messenger RNA. RefSeq names its product valacyclovir hydrolase. Bases 721 to 1572 code for a protein of 283 amino acids. NCBI's taxonomy places the organism in Eukaryota, Metazoa, Arthropoda, Insecta, Hemiptera, Aphididae. The record is from RefSeq and is a predicted model, not a curated record. The transcript is spliced from 5 exons.